Molecule: messenger RNA, 1528 nt
Organism: Chelmon rostratus (copperband butterflyfish)
Lineage: Eukaryota; Metazoa; Chordata; Actinopteri; Chaetodontiformes; Chaetodontidae
Gene: snx21
Product: sorting nexin family member 21
Exons: 6
Coding region: 177-1490 (437 amino acids)
Biological process (GO): protein transport
Cellular component (GO): early endosome membrane
Molecular function (GO): phosphatidylinositol phosphate binding
Source: RefSeq, a predicted model, not a curated record
CGGGGAUACUUUCAGGAAUCAGGAUACAGUCAGCUGUGUGUACCCCACAACCUCUUCCAGGGCGGAGGUCCUGACCGGGGCGUCAAACGUUUCCCCGCUGACAUGGAUUAACAGGAGCGGGGGGACAGUCAGCUUCCAGCCCAGGCCCAUCCCGCCCGCGGAGGCCAGGCAGCGCCAUGGCGUCCCGGCUGCUGGACCGUUUGAAGCGCUCGUUGUUUAAAGAUGGUCAGGGGGCAGGACCCGAGCAGGAAGCAGGAGGUGUACAAGACGAGGAGGAGUUUAAAGAGGACGGCUGGGAGGCGGAGCUGGAGGAGGAGGACGAGUGUGUGACCGAUCGACUCGGGGGAACGCUGUGCUUCGACAGCGCCGGAGGAGGAGGCGCAGAGGAUGGAGCCGAGGGCGAGGGGUCAGGGCUGGACAGUGACUCCGACUUCCUGGGAGAGUCGAUGGAGGAGGGGCUCAGCAGCACAGACACCAGCCCUGUGGGCGUGUCUCCUGCAGCCCCCUCACCCCCCUCCCUGCUGACUCGGCAGCUUCAGGAGAGCUGGAGGAACCUGCGUGGACUCGGCGGAGGAAGCCCCACCCCCGCCGGGAGGCGACUGACGGACAGCUUGUUGUUCGAGGUGACCGACGCCAGCGUGGUGCAGGACGGCUCCUCCAAAUACGUGCUCUACACCAUCCACGUGAUCCAGUCUGGCGGCAGCGAUAAGACUCCGGCCAUCAUCACCCGCCGUUACUCCGACUUCCAGAGGCUCCACACCACGCUGCGCCGUAACCACGGAGACCAGAUGGAGCGUGUCUGCUUCCCACGGAAGAAGCUACGCAGGAACUUCACGGCGGAGACGAUCGCCAAGCGGAGCCGAGCGUUUGAACAGUAUCUGUCUCACUUGUGUUCGCUGUCUGCCCUGCGGGGGGCGCUGUGUGUGCGACAGUUCUUCUACCUGGCUGACCUGCAGGCUGGACAGCUGCUCAUCAGGGUGGGACGUUACCAGGAGGCCUUGGGUCCGCUGCUCAACGCCAAGAGACUGCAGCACAAACUGGGCUGGGCAAGUUACUAUGACAACCAGGCUCAGGCCCCACACCCAGCCUCCUGCCAUUGGUUCUACACCCUGGUGGGGCUGUCGAGCUGCUUCCAGGAAGUGGAUCAGCUGGAGGAGGCGCGGGAUCACUGUGACCACGCCCUCCAUGUUCUGACCCCUGCUGACACUCAGACUAACACGGAGGACAGGCCCCUCCCACUCGAAGAUAAGCCCCACCCACUGAGUGAAAAGCAGGACAUAUCACAGUGGCGAAUCGACAGGCCACACCCCCUCCUGUUGCCGUUGUUACGGGCGGUGGUUCGGCUGUCGUGGCAGACAGGAAGAGACAAGCGGCAGUGGGAGGAGCUUCUGCACCACCUGGAGGAGCAGUGGGCGGGGCUCGACAAUCAGCCAACCAUCAAAGAGUUUCUGGUCAAACACAACCUGGAGGAGAGUGAAGGGGAGGGCUAAAACACACACACACACACACACACACUCUGCAGAGUACA